This is a messenger RNA of Aethina tumida (small hive beetle), 2588 nucleotides long. RefSeq lists its product as uncharacterized. The coding region runs from base 99 to 2168 and encodes 689 amino acids. The transcript is spliced from 2 exons. The record is from RefSeq and is a predicted model, not a curated record. Lineage: Eukaryota; Metazoa; Arthropoda; Insecta; Coleoptera; Nitidulidae.
GUAUGAGCCAGAUAUUGAAUAUUAUUCUCAUUCAAAAGUGGUAAUUGGUGCUAUGGACACAUUGUCAUGCUCUGAAAUUCAAAAAUGAGCCAGCUGGGAUGUGUUGCGCGUCAGGAAAAGUGCAACUACCUGAAAUUGAAACACCACCUGAACCAUUGAACGGUUUACUUCUCGGCACGGAUCCAGAUUCUAACGUGUUCCUGAAGUCAAUUCGAACAUUCAAUUCAUGCUUUCAAAUGACAUCGUUCGGAGCAACAGAAAUAGUUCGAAAUACUAAUGCAAAUGGUCAACAAUACAAUUCUACAUUCAAAAUCAGAGGCCAAGUUUAUCAUAAAAUGGGCUCACUGCUGCCAAUGCCAAACGAACCACAUAAAUUCUUACAAAUCUACUUUAUGGGCGGCGAGGAUUCCGGAAGCGGACUUGCCAAUCGCAUGAAUGCACGUUGUGAUUAUAAUAACCUUGAUUCAUUUUAUGCCAGACGCAUCGUCAGCGAGCUAGAUGCUCUAUUGAACGAGCACAACAAAUUGUUGAAAAUAUUCAAAUCACAUAUGCACCAAUUACAAAGCGAUAAUCACGCUAUCGUCAUUAAUCCUGAUAAAACACCAGCUGGAGAGCAUAUUCGUAGAUUCAAUGCACCAGUUGUUGAUGAUGUUGCUGGAAUCAUGGUUGGCGAUUGUACAGCUGCACGAGAAAUUGUGAUUCGUAGAAGAAAUAAUAAUCUUCACUUCAUUACUGACACACAUCGCUCAUAUGACGCUCUCCAAUAUCCGCUAAUGUUCUGGAAGGGACAAGACGGAUAUUGUAUAAACAUAAAACAACAAGAUCCCGUAUCAGGAGCUGAAACAAACAAGAACGUUAGCUCAAAGGAUUAUUAUGCGUACCGAUUAAUGAUUAGACGUGGCCUGGACAACGUCAUUCUACGAUGUCGUGAGCUUUGUCAACAAUUCAUGGUGGACAUGUACGCGAAGAUUGAGAGCGAACGACCACGAUACUUACGAUAUAAUCAACUAAAGCUGCGCGCGGAAGAGUACAUUCAUUUGCGAGACGCUAUCAACAACAACGCCGACGUGGCCGAAAUUGGUAACCAUGUCAUUUUACCAUCAUCGUACGUAGGAAGUGCACGUCAUAUGCAAGACUAUAUACAGGAUGCUCUGACAUUCGUGCGCGAAUAUGGACGACCAUGUUUAUUUAUCACGUUCACAUGUAAUCCAAAAUGGCCAGAGAUUGCAUCUUUGCUACUGCCUGGCCAAAAUGCAAUACAUCGCCAUGACAUUACAGCACGUGUGUUCAGACAAAAGUUGAAGUCUUUAAUAAGUUUCAUUACUAAAUUAUAUGUAUUCGGCCCCACACGUUGCUGGCUGUAUUCGGUUGAGUUCCAAAAGCGAGGAUUACCUCAUGCACACAUUUUGGUUUGGUUAAUUGACAAAAUCCGUCCUGAAGAAAUCGAUAGUAUCAUUUCUGCGGAAAUUCCAGAUCUAUCCACUGACCAACUGCUGUUUGAUAUUGUUACAACAAACAUGAUUCAUGGUCCAUGUGGUACUUUUAAUAGUUCAUCGCCUUGCAUGGCAAAUGGAAAAUGUACUAAAAAUUUCCCUAAAGAUUUUACCAAUGAUACGGUCACAAAUGUCGACGGAUACCCAAUAUAUCGUCGAAGAAAUCCUGAUAAUGGCGGACAAUCAUUUAUUAAAAAUAUCAUCAACACGGACAUUGAUAUUGACAAUCGUUGGGUGGUGCCAUAUUCGCCUCUGCUGAGCAAGACAUAUAAUGCUCAUAUUAAUGUUGAGUUCUGCAGUUCUGUGAAGAGCAUCAAAUACAUUUGCAAGUAUGUCCAUAAAGGCAGUGAUAUGGCUGUGUUUAGAGUGGAAAAUACUAAUGUGAAUGCUCCUCCAGUGAAUAAAAACGAUGAAAUAACGCUCUACCAAAUUGGUCGGUACAUCAGCUCCAAUGAAGCUGCUUGGCGUAUCUUUGAUUUUCCAAUUCAUGAACGGGAUCCAGCAGUUGUUCAGUUAGCCGCCCAUCUUGAAAACGGUCAGCGUGUAUUUUUCACUAACGAGACAGCGAUUGAUCGUGCAAUAAAUCCACCUAAAACUACACUCACUGCAUUUUUUGAAUUGUGUAAUCGUGCGGAUGAUUUUGGUGUCUUUGCACGAACAUUACUCUAUUCAUAAGUACCACGCUAUUUCUCAUGGACUCAAACAAAAACAUGGAUGCCCCGCAAGCAAGGCUCACCAGUUGCUGCAUGUCUCAAUUUAUUUAAAUCAAACGCCUUGGGGCGAUUAUUUACAGUCAAUCCAAGACACACUGAGUGCACUGUGCAAAGGUACGCGAUUAGUCAUUCAAAAAUGAAUGAAAAACGUGAUCGAAGCCAGCAUUUUAAAUGGCAAGUUCAGAGGUGAAAAUAUACUAAUACCACGGAUUCCUAUUAUACCUACAGAUGUGCCAAUUCAAUUUAAACGUAUUCAGUUUCCGAUUAGAUUGGCAUUUGCAAUGACUAUCAACAAAUCUCAAGGUCAAACGAUGUCUAUUUGUAGCUUAGAUUUGAGAACACCAUGUUUUUCACACGGACAAUUAUACGUGGCAUGCUCUCG